CAAUUUUCUAGAUUCUAGAGAGAUAAGAGAGAAAGUGAGAGAAGAAGAAGAGACGAUCCAAAAGCGUGUGUGGGGGUUUUCGUGUGAGAAUGGCUGAUACAGUCGACAAAUUAACUUACUUCCAAAUGGUUACAGGUCUUCAAGAUCCUGAUUUGUGCACUGAGAUCCUUCAAGCUCAUGAUUGGGACCUAGAACUCGCUAUCUCCACCUUCACGUCUACUUCUGAUCAUCGCGGUGGCGCUUCGUCUUCCGCCUUCCAUGAUCGCGAUGAUGCCUCCGUGUUUCCUGACGACUCUAUGACGACUCCUGGUGAUUUUCAUCAACAACCUCGCGGGAUCGUUGACGAUACAGAGCUUGUUAUGAUGCGUGAUGGUGGUGACGGAGACGGAGGAGGUAAUCGAGGUCCUGGAGUUGCGUGGAGGAUUAUUACUUUGCCGAUUUCGAUUGUUUCCGGUAGCUUAGGGUUAGUUUCUGGAGCGAUCGGGUUAGGGAUUUGGGCUGCUGGUGGUGUUUUAUCGUAUUCGUUUGGUUUGUUAGGGUUUAGAUCAGGGAGAGGCGGUGGUGCGUCUGAUUCAUCGUCGGCUAGGCUUGUUUCGGUUUCUUCUGCUGCUCGUGAAGCGAUGGAGUUUGUUGCUUUGUUUGAUAGAGAUUUUGGGAGUAACAAUGCUUUUAAGAUUGAUUUUGUAUCCGAAGGGUUUAUGGAUGCGCUUCAGCGGUCUAGGACCUCGUUUAAGCUCUUGUUUGUUUACUUGCAUUCUCCUGAUCAUCCUGAUACGCCUGUGUUUUGUGAUGGGACGCUUUGUAGUGAAGCGGUUGUAGCGUUUGUGAAUGAGAAUUUUGUUUCUUGGGGUGGUAGUAUUCGAUCUAGUGAAGGAUUUAAGAUGAGUAAUAGCUUGAAGGCAUCGAGGUUCCCGUUUUGCGCUGUGGUUAUGCCUGCCGCUAACCAGAGAAUUGCUCUUCUUCAACAGGUUGAGGGACCAAAAUCUCCAGAAGAAAUGCUUUCUAUACUCCAGAGAGUUGUAGAAGAUAGUUCACCUACUCUUGUAACUGCUAGGGUUGAGGCGGAGGAAAGAAGAACCAAUGUUCGUCUGAGAGAGGAACAAGAUGCUGCUUACCAGGCCGCUCUUGAAGCCGAUCAAGCAAGGGAGCGACAGAGACAGGAAGAGGCAGAGCGUUUAGAGAGGGAAGCUGCUGAGGCAGCAAAGAAACUCAAAGAAGAAGAAGAGGCUCGGGAGAGAGCAGAACGUGAAACUGCAGAGAGAGAAGCUGCUAGAGUGAGAAUGAGACAAGAGAAAGCACUUGCUCUUGGAGAUGAACCUGAGAAAGGCCCUGAUGUUACACAAGUUUUGGUACGGUUCCCGAAUGGAGAAAGGAAAGGAAGGAGGUUUGAAAGCGAAACCAAGAUCCAGACAUUGUACGACUAUGUUGAUUCACUUGGAGUCUUAAACACAGAAGAGUACAGCUUAAUCACUAACUUCCCAAGGACAGUGUAUGGAAGAGACAAAGAGUCAAUGUCACUGAAAGACGCAGGUCUGCAUCCUCAGGCAAGUCUCUUCAUCGAGAUCAACUAAAAAUUGCUGAUUCUUCUGUUUUUCAUUUUCCUUUUAGCCCUCUCGUUAAUUUUUAAGGUUAUUCUCUAUUGAGAUAUUUAGUUUGUUGCUUUGAAUGAUACAUUGGACCGGAGAGAUAUUACAUAUAAUAUAUACACACAUAUAUUCAGAAGUUGCAUCAUAAUGCAGAAAUAAUUAUUUAUUAUGAUGCUA
Messenger RNA from Camelina sativa (false flax), 1763 nucleotides. RefSeq names its product plant UBX domain-containing protein 10-like. Gene Ontology annotation, cellular component: endoplasmic reticulum. NCBI's taxonomy places the organism in Eukaryota, Viridiplantae, Streptophyta, Magnoliopsida, Brassicales, Brassicaceae. Gene Ontology annotation, biological process: ERAD pathway. The record is from RefSeq and is a predicted model, not a curated record. Gene Ontology annotation, molecular function: ubiquitin binding.